AUGGCAACGAAAAUGGAAUUCACUGGUGACAAUAGUACACCGCAUAGUUCAUCUCCACUAAAGAUUCGUGCUAGAGGAAAAACAGAUAUUGCAUGGGGUCAUUGUAAAGAGAUAUUAGAAGCUAGUAAUAAUGGAAAUAAAAACAAAAAAAAACUCGUUUGCUUGUAUUGUGGAAAGACUUUCGCUGGAGGUGGUAUUAAUCGAGUCAAACAACACUUAGCGGGAAUGAAAGGUGAUGUUGAUUCAUGUCGUAAAGUACCUCCGGAUGUUAGAUUCAAAAUGAAAGAAAACUUGGACGUCUUUGCUGCAAAGAAGUGUAAAACUCAAGAAAUUCUUGAUGAGUAUUUGGGUGAUGAUGAUGAUGUUCAAGAAAUCUUCCCUCCUAAUUCUAAAGGAAAGGGUACAGUUGUUGGGAAAAAUGAAAGAAAGGAAAGGGGAAUAAAACACUUAAAGCAACAAAAUGGAAUUGGUUCUUACUUCAUGCCAAGAACAGGUCCUGGUAACCAACCUACUAUCAAAAGCGUUCUUCAGAGCAAAGAAGCCAUAGAAAAGUGUGAUCUUACUCUAUCGAAGUGGAUGAUUGAUUCAUGUAUUCCUUUCAAUGCUGUAAAUUAUGUGUAUUAUCAACAAAGUAUAGAUGCCAUAGCUAGCAUGGGCCCUAGCUAUAAAGGUCCAAACUUUCAUAGUCUUCGAGGUUAUUUGUUGGCUAAAAAUGUCAAGGAGGUACAGAAUUACGUUGAAAGCUAUCGUUCAACAUGGAAGACUACAGGUUGUACAAUUAUGGCAGACGGUUGGACAGAUCAAUGUAGAAGAACUCUCAUCAAUUUUUUAGUUUAUUGUCCAAAAGGAACAAUAUUCUUAAAAUCCGUAGAUGCUUCAAAUGAAUCAAAAUCUGCUAACAUGUUGUACAAAUUAUUUCGAGAUGUUGUGUUAUUUGUAGGUUCGGAAUAUGUGGUCCAUAUGGUGACAGACAACGCUGCAAAUUAUGUUGCCGCUAGUAGGUUAUUGGAACAAGAGUUUCAAACAUUAUUUUGGUCUCCAUGUGUAGCUCAUUGCAUUAAUCUAAUGUUUCAUGAUAUUGGUAAGCUUGAUGAAGUUAGUAAUAUCGUAUCUCAGGCAUCAAAAAUCACAACAUACAUAUACAAUCAUUGCUACCCAUUGCAUUUGAUGAGAAAGUUUACUGGAGGAAAAGAAAUACUUCGACCUGCUCCUACUUGUUUUACCACCAAUUUUAUUGCUUUACAAAGCAUUUUGAUCCAAAAGGAUCCAUUAAGAGCAAUGGUAACAUCUAGAGAGUGGACAUUAUCAGCAUAUGCAAAAGAAAGUAAAGGAAAAAGAUUCGUUGAUGAUGUACUUGAUCCAGUAUUUUGGAAAGAGUGUGCUACUAUUGUGCAACUUACUGAGCCCCUUGUCCGUGUUCUACGCAUUGUUGAUAGUGAUGAAAAGCCUUCAAUGGGCUACUUGUAUGAAGCUAUUCAUGUGGCAAAAAGUGAGAUGGAACACAGAUUUCAAAGAAGGAAAAAUAGAAUUGCUCCUUAUUUACAAAUUAUUCAGAACCGAUGGGAUAGUCAAUUGCGUAAGAAUCUUCAUGCUGCUGGAUAUUGGUUAAAUCCUUCUUUUCAAUAUGAUAAUCUUGAUAUGGAAAAUCAUAAACAAACUAUUUUGGGACUUUUAGAUGUAAUUGAGAGAUACGCUUACGAUCAACCAGAUUUAAGAAGUAAAUUGACGGGUGAAAUGAGACUAUUUAGGCAAGCACAAGGUGAUUUUGGACGUUUAUCUGCUGUAGCUGAUCGUCAUAAAAUGGCUCCUGAUGAAUGGUGGAUGUGUUAUGGUAGUAGUACACCAAACCUGCAAACGCUUGCAAUUCGAGUAUUAAGUCAAACAUGUAGUUCUUCAGGAUGCGAGAGAAAUUGGAGAAUUAUUUCAAGAGUCGAAAUUAUGAUCCUAUCGACUUUGGUAAUUGGCAUCUAUGGUAAUUGGGUGUUAGAGGAAGAGCCACCAACUUUGGUAGAAGAUGAGUUGGAGGUAUUUCGUCGUGAAUUGGGUGAAUAUGAAUUACAUUUUGAUGAUCUUGAUCUUGAUGAUUGUGAAAAUUUUGGCAACGGCAAUGAAAAUACAAGUGAUACAAACAAUGGAAACGAGGAUUUUAGCAUGACCGAGACUCCGUCAUUUAUACAAGGCGAAGGAAUUGAAGAAUUUAUGUCCGAGACCCCAGCAUGGAUGCGCUCCAACUCUUCUUAA
Molecule: messenger RNA, 2241 nt
Organism: Olea europaea var. sylvestris
Lineage: Eukaryota; Viridiplantae; Streptophyta; Magnoliopsida; Lamiales; Oleaceae
Exons: 6
Coding region: 1-2241 (746 amino acids)
Molecular function (GO): DNA binding; protein dimerization activity
Source: RefSeq, a predicted model, not a curated record